UACAAUUACCAUCACUAUGCCGCAAAAAUGUAAACAAACUUUGUUUUUUUUUUUUGCAAUUUUUAAGUAAAUUUGUAGGUUUUUUAAAUUUUAUUAGAAAUGUUAGAAACAACAGAACCUUGUACAUCCAAAGCAGCUAGAUUAAAUACUUUAAGCAGUAAUGUAGCGGAUAAUGACGUGGAAAUGCAGGAAUUGGAAGAUAACCAAGAUAGUUCCUCUUUGUGGUGCAUAGAAGAUGACAGCAUGUUUUAUGCCCAAGGUUUAAAACAUCACAGUGCCGGCAAAGGAAAAUCGGUGUAUGUAACAUGGAAUGAAAAUUAUUUACUUAAUUUUGUGUUCAAAACUUCCAGUAAAUCGGGCGCUACUACACUAACAAAAGUACGUAUUGCACUGCCAGAGCAUGAGCAAGAAUUGGAAGAAAUAGCUAAUAUGUUAAUAUUAGAAAUGAAUACUUUACUUUGUAUGAAAAGUGGUCGUGUCUACUAUUUUAGUUCUGUUAAAUCUAUGCAUAAAGUUGAUUGGUUAACAGGGGUACGUUGUAUGUCACCCUGUCCGGGCACACAGUUCAGUGUUAUACGUUUAAUAAAACAGGGAGAGGAAGCGGAUGUUAAACAGCAAAGUCUACUUUGUUUAGAGGUUUAUAAGGAUGUGCCACAAUUGGGUAAAUGUUGCAGUGAUCAACAGGUUUUAUGCCAUAGUUAUGAUAUUAGUUUUGAUGUGGACAAUCUCUUCAAUUGUGAUUGGAGACAAGAAACCUAUACCUUAACCUCUUUAAUAACAGAUAAAAGAAAUAUAGAAUUCCUAAAACAGCUGGUAUCUAUUGGAAAUAUAUUUCGUUCGAAAGAGGAAGUGAUAGAAUUGGAAAUUAAUCAAGAAGUGCAUAUUUUUACUGUAUCUGGUAAUCUGUUACUUUUGGCAGGAGCUUUAGUGGCAGAAAGUGAUUCCUUGGAAGGCCAUGCACAAGUGGAAGAUUUUGGUAUACGUCUGCUUAAUACUUAUGCUUGUCAUAUCGAAUGUAUACGUAUUGAUUGUGAAAAGAAUUUGCUCAUAGUUCUUUUACAAUCAGGUCAUCUGGAUAUAUGGUACAAAAGCCAGCGAAUGUUAGGAGCCAUUUAUCAUCAACAACAUCAACUGACACAGUUUUUAUAUUACGACUACUGGCCUGCAAAAAAUAUUUUCUACUUUACCACUCCUGAUGAGGUAAUACAAUUGAAAAUUCUAACCUCUCCACAAGAGACCAAAGAACAGGAGUGUAUUAUUAAAGAAACACGCAAGUCUAUAGCUGGCAUGAUUGCUUGUACCUGGGUGGAAAGUUUACAACAAUUAAUAUGUUUAAGUUUUAAUAACAUCUUUUAUCGCAUACAUUUUACCUCAACCCCCGAAAGAUUGGAGUAUUCCGAAGCUAAUGAAACAAACUAUGAAAAUUUAAAUAAUUUAUAUGCCUUAAAUACAAAACGCGUUAAGGAACUUACUGCCAAAGCACAAAUUGUUAAUGACUUAAUAGAACAACCCAAACAGCUGCACAAUGGCAUAGAAAAAGAAUUUGAAAAACAACAACUUUUAUCACUUUCCACAAAAAGUGAAAUUUUUCAAAAAUUAUUUCAAACACAUUUGGAAUAUCAUGUGAAUAUACCGCAUAUUAGCUAUUUCGGCAAAGACUGUAUAACUAUAAGAACUAACAGACAUUACACACAUCACUCGAAUGAAAAAGCCACCAUUUAUAGCUUAAUUUUUCUAUCCUUAAAAAAUAAACAUAAAUUUCUCUCUUCCAUAUUUAUCUCUACCAUAUGGUAUUUGCACAUUACCAAUUCACAGCAAAGUUUACAAUUACAUUUGCCCUUUGAACUAAUAAACAAAAAUCUUUGUUUUAUACUCGACACACCUUCAAAUCAUCUCGAUAAACCUAUAUUAACAAAUUAUUCUUUAAAUCUCUUGUGUUUUGUUAGUCAUCAGUCUCAACAUAUGGCUUUGAAAUUUAAAUUAUGUUUGGAAACCAAUGAGAGAACUUACAUAAAUUUAUUUAGCUUUAACAUACAAAAUUUGCCAAUAUUUCAUAAUUUUUAUGAAGAUAUUGAGAGAUUACUUAAAAAACACUCUGAUAACGCAAAUAAAACGAAUGCUGUAGAAGAAGAGUCUGGGAAAAAUGUGUACAAACUUAAACAUUUCUUUAAAAUAUCUAAAAAUGUUUUACUAACUACUAUGGAAAAACUUGAAGCUCAAUGGACGUCUUUAGUCGGAGUGGCUUUUGAAAUAUACUAUCUUCAUGAACAUUUAAUUGAGUUGAAUUAUGAUGAUUCGAAGGAAAUUUUACAAAUAUCUUCUAAUUAUCCGUUAGCAAUAUUUUAUAUUAAAAUGUUGCUACUACAUGCCCAACAGCAGCAGGAGUCUGCUAAGGACUUGGUUAUGGUGGACACUUCUUUGCCAAAAAUGCUAGAAAUGAUUAUGAGUUACCAAAGCGAUAUAGAACAAUUAUAUGGUUCAUUAGUAUCGCCAGAAUCGGAGGAAAUGAAUUCCAAUACGAUUUCUAUGCACUUAGAAAAUUUACAAAAUAUUUAUGCCAAAAUACGUCAAGAAUUUUACGAUAUAUUUAGAUAGCUAAAGUUAAGUUUAUUAUACCUAAUGUUUAAGUGUAAAUAUAGUUAUAUUAUUAGUUGCAAAAAUCUUGUGAGAUUAUACAUAUAUGUAUUUAUUAGAUAUUUAAGUUUAUGUUUAGAAUAAAUUAAUACGAUUGGGUUAA
Molecule: messenger RNA, 2737 nt
Organism: Lucilia sericata (common green bottle fly)
Lineage: Eukaryota; Metazoa; Arthropoda; Insecta; Diptera; Calliphoridae
Exons: 3
Coding region: 100-2595 (831 amino acids)
Source: RefSeq, a predicted model, not a curated record